ACUUGACGAAAUUGGUUUGUGGAAGAACUUCGCUAAUGAAUUCCAUGUUUUGGGACAACUUCUAGUCUCUAGACCUAGACUAGAUCUAGAUCUAGAUCUAGAAGAACUAACGCCAAAAGCUAACUUAUUGAAAAAGAAAAUGUAUUGAAAAAUUUGUUUAAAUAAAGAACUGCAAGCUGUGUAAAAUGGCAGACCCUGACCCAAACUCCACUUUUAGAAUUUUGAUCACAUCUGAUGUCCAUCUUGGAUAUAUGGAAAAUGACCCUAUCCGAGGAAAUGACUCAAUUGUUACAUUUGAAGAAAUCUUAUCCAUAGCACGUGAAAAGAAAGUAGACUUUGUCUUACAUGGUGGAGAUCUUUUUCACGACAACAAACCUUCUAGGACAACACUUCAUGCAUGUUUAGCCUUGCUUCGUGAAUAUUGCCUUGGAGACAAACCAGUACAUUUUGAGUACUUAAGUGAUCAAUCUGUAGAUUUUAAACAUUGCAAGUUUCCAACAGUUAAUUAUGAUGAUCCUAAUUUAAAUGUUUCCAUUCCUGUGUUUUCCAUUCAUGGAAAUCAUGAUGACCCAACUGGACCAGGCAAUUUGUGCUCACUUGAUCUGUUACAUACUGCUGGUUUGGUCAACUAUUUUGGAAAAGCAACAGCUUUGGACAAAAUUCAAAUUUCUCCGUUACUUCUACACAAGGGUCAAACAAAACUUGCUCUCUAUGGGCUGGGAUCAAUAAGAGAUGAGCGUUUGCACAGAAUGUUUCUCAAAAAGGAUGUGACUAUGCUGAGACCUAAGGAGAACCAGGACAGCUGGUUCAACAUGUUUGUGUUGCACCAGAACCGAGCUAAACACUCUGCCACCAGUUACAUUCCAGAACAGUUCCUCGAAAGCUUCCUUGACCUUGUCAUUUGGGGACAUGAGCAUGAAUGUAAAUUGAAUAUCCGGGAAGAAAAAGUUGAGUGGAAUCCAGUCCAGGAACUUUAUAUUUGUCAGCCAGGGAGUAGCAUAGCUACAUCUCUUAGUGAAGGUGAAAAAGUUGCUAAACACGUAGGUCUACUUGAAAUAAAUGGCAAAAACUUCAGAAUGCAGUCUAUACCUUUGAAGUCAGUUAGGCAGUUCUACAUGGAUGAUAUUGUGUUGUGCAAGCAUAUCCAACCCACAGAUGCUAAUUCACAGAAAAAGGCAGAAGCUUUUUGUGUUGAAAAAGUUGAGGCCCUCUUGGAACAAGCAGAGGCUGAACAUUCAGGAAGUAGCAAACAACCCAAACAACCACUUAUUCGAAUUAGAGUCGAUUACACAGGAUUUGAUCCCUUCAGUUCUCAGAGAUUUGGACAAAAGUUUGUUGACAGAGUGGCUAAUCCAAAAAUGAUGGUCCAUUUUCAUAGGCAGAAAACUGAAAGAUUAAAAUCAGAUCCUGAAUUAUUUGCAAAAAUCAAGAAUAUUCCUCUGGAUAGCUCAAGAGUUGAGGACAUGGUGGCAAGACUUGUGUCUGCAGAAGGCUACCAGCUGAAACUUUUGAGUGAGAAAGGAAUGGGAGAGGCAGUAAAAGAAUUUGUAGAUAAGGAUGAAAAAGGAGCAAUAGGGGAACUGGUCAAAUACCAGUUAAAAAAGACACAGAUGCAUUUACAAAAUCGCAACACCUCGGAAGAUAGGAUUGAUGAUGAAGUUGUAAGAUUUAAAGAGGAGAGGAGAAAAAAGACUGGUGAAGAAGAAGAGGAAGUAAAAGAGGCCAUAAAAGUGGCCCAAUCCAAACGGGAGUCCCAGGCCAGUAAUGGUGAUGAUGACAUGUCUGAUGAUGAUGUCAGCAACCUGGAUGAAAGCUUGGGCUCUGCUGCUUCAACCACUGGGAGAGGGAGAGGGCGAGGUAGUCGAGGUGGGGGGAAAGGUCGUGGAAGAGGAAGAGGCGCUGAUAAAGAUGAUGAUUUAGACCAGAGCAGUAGCAGACCAGCUCGUGGUAGAGGAUCUCGUGGUGGACGAGGAAGUAGGGGAGGUAAAGCGGCAGUAGUUGCUGAGUCAGGAACUAGGAAAAUUCAGUCCUUUUAUCAGCCAGCAAGCUCAAAGCAAAGUUCACUCAGAGAUGAUGAGGAUUCCAUUAUAUUAGAUGACAGUGAAGAUGAGUGGUCCUCUGUUAGCAACACCAAAACCAGCAGAAAUGUGGGAGCCCGAACUGGAAAAAAAAGAGAAAUAACAUUUGUAGAUUCAGACUCCGAAGAGGAAACAAUGGUUAGGCGGAAAAAGAAAUAACUUUUUCACAAGCUUUUGAAAAUCAGAAAAAUAUUAUCCUAACCACAUUAGCUAUUGAUGAUUCCAGAAGUGCAAUUAAUCACAUCAGCAAUCAUUGUUAAGCUUUCAGACAUUAAGCUUACUAAAAAUCACAUCUCAUGAUAAAAUGUGUAGAUGCUUGUAGAUUAUAUUUUAUUAUGUCAUCUUUACAUUUAUAUUUUAAUGUAAAUCUAAUCUUUUGUUAACAGUAAUAUUUGAUUGACAAGUUUGUAGAAAUAAUGAUUGUAGUAAUGUGAUUAUAUUUUGAAAAUAAUUUAAAAUAAUGCUGAGGUCCAACAUCUUCCUUUACUGUUUCUACAUUGGACAAAAAUAUUAUGUUUUAAUUUUCUGUAAAUAUAGUCCUUAUGAAUAUCAGGAUUUCUUGUACAAAUAUUUUCCCUUCUACAAUUAUAAAUGGAGGAUUGCUUGUUUUUGAAAGAUUUUUAAAAAUUAUCAAAAACUGUACUUUGUAUGCAAAUUUUUAAAAUGGCAGCUUUGAGUGUGUUUGAAAGUUUAAAAAAUAAAUUCUGUUACAAUUUUUAGGUGUUCAUGUAGUAGGCUACUUUAUUAUAAUGGUGCUCUGUUGAGGCUUGAGAAACUACUUAUAAAACCUUAUUUAACAAGGUAUACCAUUUCUACAAAUCCAUUUAGUUUUUGGUCUACAUAAUGUUUUUUACAUUGUAAAUAACAAAAAAAAAUAUCUAUCAUGUUUAAAAAAUGUAAAGGGCAUUUCAAAUACUUUUUUGCUUCUCAAACUUAGGAUUAUCUUUAUUACUUCUAUCAGACUGUUCUAGUUUUUGGGACUUAGGAUUGAGAAAUCUAUUAUUCUUUUUAAUCUUGUUCUGUUGAACAAUGUCCAAACAUUGCAAGUAUAAUAUUUUAAAUUUGAGUAUUGUUUUAUUACUAAUUUCUUUUUUUUUUUACUUCUACUGUACAAGAAAAACCAAAACCAAAA
Physella acuta is the source of this 3210-nucleotide messenger RNA. Its product is annotated as double-strand break repair protein MRE11. Gene Ontology annotation, cellular component: nucleus; Mre11 complex; site of double-strand break. The record is from RefSeq and is a predicted model, not a curated record. Gene Ontology annotation, biological process: telomere maintenance; mitotic G2 DNA damage checkpoint signaling; double-strand break repair via homologous recombination. Lineage: Eukaryota; Metazoa; Mollusca; Gastropoda; Physidae. Gene Ontology annotation, molecular function: single-stranded DNA endonuclease activity; 3'-5'-DNA exonuclease activity; manganese ion binding.